UAAUGUUGUUGUUUUUUUAACUUUCAGGUGUUGGUAAAUCAUGUUUAUUGCUGCAGUUUACAGACAAGAGGUUUCAACCAGUGCAUGACCUUACUAUUGGUGUAGAGUUCGGUGCUCGAAUGAUAACUAUUGAUGGGAAACAAAUAAAACUUCAGAUAUGGGAUACGGCAGGGCAAGAGUCCUUUCGUUCCAUCACAAGGUCAUAUUACAGAGGUGCAGCGGGGGCUUUACUAGUAUAUGACAUUACAAGGAGAGAUACAUUCAACCACUUGACAACCUGGUUAGAAGAUGCCCGCCAGCAUUCCAAUUCCAACAUGGUCAUUAUGCUUAUUGGAAAUAAAAGUGAUUUAGAAUCUAGAAGAGAAGUAAAAAAAGAAGAAGGUGAAGCUUUUGCACGAGAACAUGGACUUAUCUUCAUGGAAACUUCUGCUAAGACUGCUUCCAAUGUAGAAGAGGCAUUUAUUAAUACAGCAAAAGAAAUUUAUGAAAAAAUCCAAGAAGGAGUCUUUGACAUUAAUAAUGAGGCAAAUGGCAUUAAAAUUGGCCCUCAGCAUGCUGCUACCAACGCCACGCUUGCAGGCAAUCAGGGAGGACAGCAGGCCGGAGGAGGCUGCUGUUGAGUCUGUUUUUACCGUCGCGCUGCCCAAAUGGGGCUACUCACUGCUCCUUUCACCCUCUCCUACUCAGCUGCGACAUGAAACUAUUUGAAAUGGCUUUAUGUCACAGAAGACUUUACUCUUUCAAAUUCUUGUAUAACUUUGAAUAAAUGGUUAAUGUUCACUUAAAAAGACA
Messenger RNA from Myotis davidii, 792 nucleotides. It is a transcript of the gene RAB2A, whose product is annotated as RAB2A, member RAS oncogene family. The record is from RefSeq and is a predicted model, not a curated record. Gene Ontology annotation, cellular component: Golgi apparatus. Bases 120 to 620 code for a protein of 166 amino acids. The transcript has 7 exons. Gene Ontology annotation, molecular function: GTPase activity; GTP binding. NCBI's taxonomy places the organism in Eukaryota, Metazoa, Chordata, Mammalia, Chiroptera, Vespertilionidae.